This is a messenger RNA of Phycodurus eques (leafy seadragon), 1853 nucleotides long. RefSeq names its product serpin peptidase inhibitor, clade H (heat shock protein 47), member 1b (gene serpinh1b). The coding region runs from base 128 to 1345 and encodes 405 amino acids. Gene Ontology annotation, molecular function: serine-type endopeptidase inhibitor activity. Gene Ontology annotation, biological process: collagen fibril organization; negative regulation of endopeptidase activity. Lineage: Eukaryota; Metazoa; Chordata; Actinopteri; Syngnathiformes; Syngnathidae. The record is from RefSeq and is a predicted model, not a curated record. The transcript is spliced from 8 exons. Gene Ontology annotation, cellular component: endoplasmic reticulum.
GGGGUUUUUGCCCGAGCUGAACUAUCCAACGGACACAGCUGAGAGGAGAAACCCUGCAGAUCUUUGCCAGAAUGAAAAUCACAGACAUCAAAAGAUCUCAAGGCUGUUACAGUUACAGACAAACGGGAUGUGGGUGAGCAACCUCGUAGCUCUUUGCCUGCUGGCAUUCGCGGUCUCUGCUGAGGACAAGAAGCUGAGCGGCCAUGCUUCCACAAUGGCCGACAACAGCGCCCACCUGGCCUUUAGCCUCUACCACAACAUGGCAAAGGCGAAAGAGACGGAGAACAUCCUGAUCUCGCCUGUGGUGCUUGCCUCCUCGCUGGGAAUGGUUGCGCUUGGCAGUAAAUCAUCCACCGCCUCGCAGGUCAAAACCCUGUUGCGUGCAGAUAAACUCAAGGACGAGCAUCUGCACGCGGGCCUAGCUGAGCUGCUCUCAGAGGUGAGCGACGCCAAGACGCGCAACACCACGUGGAAGAUUAACAACCGCCUGUAUGGGCCCAGCUCAGUGGCCUUCACCGACGACUUCGUGAAGACCAGUAAGAAGCACUACAACUACGACCAUUCCAAAAUAAACUUCCGUGACAAGAGGAGCGCCGUGAACUCCAUCAACGAGUGGGCGGCCAAGUCGACUGGCGGCAAGCUGCCCGAGAUCACCAAAGAGGUGGUGAACACCGAUGGGGCCAUGAUUGUCAACGCUAUGUUCUUCAAGCCUCACUGGGAUCAGAAGUUCCACGAAAAGAUGGUGGACAACCGUGGUUUCCUGGUGACUCGCUCUUUCACUCUUUCAGUUCCCAUGAUGCACCGCACAGGGCUGUACGACUUCUACGAAGACAAGCAGAACAGUCUCUAUAUUAUGGACAUGCCUCUGGGCCAGAAGCAGGCUUCCAUGAUCCUCAUCAUGCCUUACCAUCUGGAGCCCCUGGGGCGCCUGGAAAAACUGUUGACUAGGACACAGGUGGACGCUUGGCUCAGCAAGAUGGAGAACAGGGCCGUGGCCAUCUCAUUGCCCAAAAUGUCUUUGGAAGUCAGCCACAACCUGCAGAAACAUCUGGCUGAGCUCGGCCUGACGGAGGCGGUGGACAAGGCCAAGGCGGACCUGUCCAACAUCUCCGGAAAGAAGGACCUGUACCUCUCUGACUUCUUCCACGCAUCCGCCCUGGAGCUGAACACCGAAGGCAACCCGUUCGACAAAAGCAUCUUCGGCACUGACAAGCUGAGGGAUCCUCAGCUUUUCUAUGUGGACCACCCUUUCAUUUUCCUCGUGAAGGACAACAAGACGAAGUCCAUCCUGUACAUUGGCCGUGUGGUUCGACCCAAUGGAGACAAGAUGCGCGACGAGCUGUAAUGGUAAUGUCAGGAGUAGCUUUAUUUUGUGAAACUAUGUCAAGAAAACUGUUUUUUUCCCUUUCUAAUGUUACCUCAGGAACACAUUCCAUAAAGGCAGACUGUGGACUGUAUAUCUGAACUUUUGAGACACACUCCCUUGAUUUGAACAUUUUUCUCCAAAUAUGAGCCUCACUGAGAUUUUUCUUGCUUAUAUUAAGUGUGACUUCUCUCUUUCUCUCUCCCUCUCUCUCUCUCUCUCUCUCUCUCUCUCUCUCUCUCUCUCGCUCGCUCUCUCUAUGUCACAGACUGUUAAUAAUGCCAGCAUAGGUCAAGCAAUGAUCCAUUGGUGCUUUCCUGCAUUAUCUUUAAUGUUUAAAGAUCUUGUUUGGCAGUUCUUACUAAAAAAACAAACAAAAAAACAACCCUCCCAAAAAAACAGCACAACCUGUUUAUUGCUGUCCACAAAUACGCUGUUGGAAUUGUGUUAUUAUGAACAAAUGUCAUUUUUUUCAAUAAAAAUUUUUAAA